Messenger RNA from Endocarpon pusillum Z07020, 1932 nucleotides. RefSeq lists its product as uncharacterized. Bases 1 to 1932 code for a protein of 643 amino acids. The record is from RefSeq and is a predicted model, not a curated record. NCBI's taxonomy places the organism in Eukaryota, Fungi, Ascomycota, Eurotiomycetes, Verrucariales, Verrucariaceae. The transcript has 2 exons.
AUGGCGGGUCGUCGAUUCGCUCCAAGCGAGGUUUCUGAUCGGUAUGAAACCAGAAGAGACUACGCACGCUCUGAGAUAGGCCGUCGAGAUGAACGUAUCUGGGAAGAAGAGUUGGAAUACCGCUCCCGUCCACCACCACCACGGGGGCGAGAGAGGACAACUGUUGUGAAGGAAGAAGUGCGAGUGAAGGAACGUUCGCCACCAGAUUUCUUGCGAGAAAAUUAUGGACGUACAACCUCGGGCCCGGUGGUUCUCCGAGCCAGAGAACGGGAGGACUUUGAAUUUGUCCCACGUCCGCGUCGAAGGUCGCCAAGCCCAGAGCUUGAGCGCAAAAUUGAAAGGGAAGAAAUCAUCGUGAGGAAAGAGCCAGAGGUCAGGCGAGAGCCCCCUCCACCCCCACGAGACUACGAGCGAGAAGAAAUCAUUGUUCGAAGAGAAGAUCGAACGGCUGAACGAGCAAGGCCCCCACCUCCACGAGAGGUUGAGAGAGAUGAACUCAUUGUCCGAAGGGAGGAGCGGGGUGGGAACCCCAGAUACUCGGCAGUAUAUGAAAGGAAUGAUGUGAUCGAUCGUCGCCCACCGCCUCGUGAUGACUAUGAAAGAGAGGAAAUCAUCAUUCGCCGUGAUAGAGAUGAUUCACGUGACGCUCCGCGGUAUCGAGGUCGAGACGACCCGUAUCCUCUUCCACGUGCUGUCUCUCAUGAACGGGAGCGUUCUCGUAUGGGACGUGGUCGCUCUGGUAGCGACACAGAUGAGAUCAUAAUUAGACGAGAUGAGCGUGAAGGUCGGAAUGGUAGGGAGAGGGAGAGAGAGGAGAUCAUCAUCCGAAGACAUGACUCCCGGUCCCCCAGUCCAGCAUCCAGUCGAGGUGUUAGCGUUAGGCCGCCACCUGAACCUCCUAUCAUAAACGCGCCUGCCAUUCAUCAAGAGGUCAUCACACAUCAUAGACAUGUUGAUCAUGGCUACGAACUGGCUCUUGCUCCCAUUGCUCCACCGGCCCGUUUCAGGCCUCCGUCUCCUCCCACGCCACCUCAAGAAGAGGAAAGGAUUGAGAUCCGUCGCCGCGGAGAGAAGAACGGCAGAGCUUAUGAUGAGGAUAUCAUCAUUGACCGUAACCAGUCAAGAUCUGCCCCUCCGACACGUGAUCGACAAGACGAUGAUUUGGAUCGCGCAGCGCUUUAUGCUACUCCUGCUCCAUCCCGAAGGCCCGCUCCUCCAGAACGAUGGCGCGAUCCACGAGAUUCACGGGAUAUCCAGGAGGAAGCGGAGUAUUAUAACCAACGAGCGCUCGAUCGCACUUAUCCUGGAGAAGGCUAUCACGGGUCAACGGCUGACUGGGCGAUUGUCGAUGUGCCACCAGGAACUCGGCGUGUGCGUAUGGAUGGGGCUGGCGGCGGAGCCCAAGAAAUCACUUGGCAACGUUAUAACGGGGUGAGAAGGAGUAAGUUCAUGCCAGAUGGUAGCGAUGAAGGAUACGGCAGCGAGGUCGGCAGACCAGCGCCAGCUCCAGCUCCAGCUCCUGCUGCUGCUGCUGCUGGAGGAGAAAUUGGACGACGAUACAUGGGAGUCAAAGACCCUAGAGAGGGCAUGUGGACAGAAAUCACCAAAGACCUGGUAGUCAAAGAAGCUAUCGUUGAAGCUGGUUAUGAGUUUGAGGAGACGGAUGAUUUCUUUUAUGUUAUUGCCUAUCUAAAAUACGAGGAUGUCGCUCGUCUGGUCGGUCUUAGCGAAGACAUCAGACAUGCUAGACGCAAGCGCAUGAAAGAAAUCGACUGGGAAAGGAGAGCUCUCCCUCCACCAGAAGCACCCAGGAGACCCUUGGCCAUUGAGGAUGCCCCUAGUAGGCCAGCGCCCGGGCCCUGGGAUCGAGAAGACGAACGUGUGGUCGAGCGAGAGUGGUAUCGCCCUCGAGCACCACCCCCUCGGUGGUAG